GCGGUGGAUUUAUUCAUUCAGAAGUGAUGGAGAAGAAAGAGUUAGAUUUGGUUCUGGUGCCGAUUGGGUUGGUGAUCAUGGUUUCCUACCAUGUUUGGCUGUUCUACAGAAUCAAACGGCACCCCAAGACCACCGUCCUCGGCAUCAACGCCAUUAACAGAGUCGCCUGGGUGAAAGCCAUGAUGUCUGACCCGGAGAAUGGAAUUCUAGCAGUACAGACACUUCGCAACAGUAUCAUGGCAGCCACCCUCCUUAGCACCAUGGCCGUCAUGCUAAGCUCUCUGAUCGUGGUCUUGAUGACCAGCAACUCCGUCGGUUUAUCAUCUGGGGGCAAUUCCGAAUACGGCGGCGGCAUCGUCUACGGCAACAGCAGCAAACUGCUGCUUUCGAUCAAGUUCUUCGCCAUCUUACUGUGUGCCCUAACAGCUUUCCUUCUAUUUGCUCAGUCGGUGAGGUACUCUAACCACACCGGCGUCCUCAUCAACGUGCCCUUCAAGAAUCAAGCUCCAACUAUCACGCCGGAGUAUGUGGGGAGGAUCAUGAACAAGGGCAGCGAUUUCUGGUCGCUUGGAUGGCGUGCUUACUAUUUCUCUUUCCCUCUGUUUCUCUGGAUCUUUGGCCCCAUACCAAUGUUCCUUUGCUGCGUGGUGAUGGUUUUCUUGCUCUAUUUUCUUGACAUUUCCAAUCACCCUGUGCUCACGCGUGCAGAGGCUCAAAAUGCAGAGAAUGAGCGAUCUGCAUAAGAAGAUCUCUUACGUCUUCAAUGUAUAGGUUAGAUUGAUGCUGCUUUUGAAGAAAAUAUAUACGUGUA
Messenger RNA from Nymphaea colorata (pocket water lily), 811 nucleotides. RefSeq lists its product as uncharacterized. The record is from RefSeq and is a predicted model, not a curated record. The transcript is spliced from 2 exons. NCBI's taxonomy places the organism in Eukaryota, Viridiplantae, Streptophyta, Magnoliopsida, Nymphaeales, Nymphaeaceae. The coding region runs from base 27 to 743 and encodes 238 amino acids.